This is a messenger RNA of Blastomyces dermatitidis ER-3, 1835 nucleotides long. RefSeq names its product SNF7 family protein. The record is from RefSeq and is a predicted model, not a curated record. Gene Ontology annotation, cellular component: multivesicular body; ESCRT III complex. NCBI's taxonomy places the organism in Eukaryota, Fungi, Ascomycota, Eurotiomycetes, Onygenales, Ajellomycetaceae. Gene Ontology annotation, biological process: late endosome to vacuole transport via multivesicular body sorting pathway; vesicle budding from membrane. The transcript has 3 exons. Bases 216 to 944 code for a protein of 242 amino acids.
UGAGACUUAUCUAUAUCUAUAUUGAUAUUUAUAUUUUAAUUGAUUUUGAGCCACAUAUCGGACAAUCUACGAUUACUAUCACAUGAUUAUAAUUGCGAUCUUAUCUUAUCAAUCUGACAGACAAAAUGAAAAAUACGUCCAAUUACACUAGUUUUGCCUUGUUUAAGCACGCUAUGUAUUAUGCUCUGUAUUAGUAUUACCAACAGUAUCGCCGUAUGAGGUAUGUCAUCCAACAGGUUGCAGCUUGGGCAACUGACCUCAAUCGAACAAGGCCAAAAGAUCUUCUUUACCACAGCAAGGAGAAUGCUACGACAAUGGGUAACACCUCCAGUUCUCAUAAAAUAUCCGCUCAGGAUAGAGCAAUCCUCGACCUAAAAAACCAACGCGACAAACUCCACCAAUACCAAAAGCGCAUCACCACUCUGACAGACCGCGAAACCCAAAUCGCGCGAGAAUGCCUUGCCCGCAACGACCGGCCACGCGCCUUGCUCGCUCUCCGCCGUAAGAAGUAUCAACAGUCCCUAUUGGCAAAAACAGAUGCGCAACUCGAUCAACUCGAGCGGUUAACAGGAAGUGUCGAGUUUGCCCUAGUGCAGAAGGAUGUGCUCUUUGGGCUGAGUCAGGGGACCAAGGUGCUACAGACCAUCCAUAAGGAGAUGGGGGGCCUGGAAGCGGUGGAGAAGCUGAUGGGCGAUACAGAGGAGGCCAGAGCGUAUCAGGAGGAAGUCAGCCGCAUGUUGGGUGGCCAAAUGUCCAACCAAGACGAGGACGAGGUAGAAGACGAGCUCGAGGCGAUGGAGCAGGAGAUUUCUGGGCCAAUCAGUCUUCCGAAUGUGCCCACGUCAGCGCUGCCCGAGGAGACAGAGCAGGAAAAGCAAGAGAAAGCCAAACAGCGUGCUAAAGCCAGGGCAAAGGCAAGAGCGGCUGUGCCAAUGGAGGCUUAGUUGUUUUUGUUUUUUUUUGCUUUUACUUCGUCUCAUUGUUCACUUUUGGUCGUGCAUAGCGAUUUCACCUAGGCGUCAUAUGGCAUUUAUCUACAUAGUUCAACCCCUUUUCUGUGACUUUGGGGGUAUUUUCUAGAUUAUUAUAGAGCGGCAUAUGUUUGGGAACAUUCUUCAUAUAUUGCUGAUGGCUGAUAAUUUAAAUUUAAAUUUUUAUUUUUAGUAUUUGGUUCUUAUAUGUGCUGAAAUGGCUCACAGCUCAGCAGGUUCUAUGUGUUCUUCAUGUCUGGCAUUUCAACCUUAUUUUACCCGGAGAUGAUUCCGCAUCAUACAUAAACAAUCACCCAUAGGUGAUUUGCAGGACAUAUACAUUGCUACACUUCCUCUGCACAAGAAAGAAUACAAUAACUAGUACUCAUAACUGCAAGAAGAGAAGAAGACGUGCCAGAUAUACAUACAAUCAUAUACCACAUAACGUCAUUAGAAAUCACGCAAAAGCCUUCCCUUCAGUCCCACUGACAUCCAAAAUUCACUGGGAUUAAAAGUCCUUAUCUCCCAGGCCCAAUCGUCCUUCCCACGCCCUGCACGCCCUGAAUAGCAACAUGAUCCCUCGGAUUCGCCGCAGCCUCAUACAAAAACGUCACGGGCUCCCUAUUCAGUGCCAUAUGCUGCCCCUUAAACCCAAUGUACGAAACGCGCGUCACCUCCUCCUCGCCAUCGCUCCAGUUGUCCUCGAAGAACAGCGUGAUGGACGUCGUGGUGUUGAACUGCGCUCUGUUGAGAGGGAUCUCGAUCACGUCUGAGGUUGGACCGGUGAGUGUUUGGGGGACAGAGAGGGUUUGGGCUGGGAUUAGAUCUGCGGCGGUGGAGAAGUCGAGAUCUGGUCUGUUGCGG